Molecule: messenger RNA, 949 nt
Organism: Ruditapes philippinarum (Manila clam)
Lineage: Eukaryota; Metazoa; Mollusca; Bivalvia; Venerida; Veneridae
Exons: 3
Coding region: 2-949 (315 amino acids)
Source: RefSeq, a predicted model, not a curated record
AAUGGACGACUUUAAAGAUAUUAUCAAAGAGGAGAAAUACAAGAACUGGGUUAAAUGCACUUUGGGAAUAGCGCAAACGGGCAAGGCAGUAUGUGAAUACGUCAGCAAAAAACUUUUGAUGUAUUUAGAAGGUAAAGCUACUCUUAACAACCCUGGCAAACAAUCUUACUUGACCAAAGACGAAUAUUCCCAUUUUCGGGAUGAUCUAAAACCAGGAUUGCGAAAUAAUGUGUCAAGAUAUGUUAGACUAGAAAAUAGCCAAUGGAAAUGGAAUGUGAGUUUGCAGAAAGGGAGUUGUAAAUGUCCGAGUAUAUUGGAAAAACUUCUUUGUUUACACAAAAGUCAGAAGGAUAUCCAUUGGAAGAAUAUCGACGACACGCGAAACCUGUCGCCUGAAUGGGUUAUAGCAAAGAUCUUUAUGCCAAUGGGCAAUGAGGAUAACAAGGGACCAGAUAAUACUGACCCUAGUGCAAUUUUCAAAGUGAUGAAUAUGUGUGAUUUAUUUAUGAACCCAAUUAGAGCUGGAAACAUUAACGGGGUUAUAGACGCUAGAAACGCACUUUUCCACUCUUCCGACAAUUUGGUAGACAUGGAAGAAUAUUUUAGGUAUAUGGAAAAUCUUCUCUCUGAUGCUUCUAAUGACCCGGACAUUGAUGGUGACUUAAAACGAAGUAUAGAUAAUAGCAAAAGGAAAAUUGUACAGUUAAAAGAAAGUGAAAUUACAAUGACCCUAUUUGAAGACGCACAAAAAGCGAUGAGAACUGAAAGAAUGGCUAUCUUUUACAAAUUUGAACAAUCUCUUUGUGACAAUGAUCCAGCACAACUGCAAGAAUUAUUAAAACUUGCGGAAAAACUAAGAUCGGAUCUUGAGUUUAUAAAUGUCCAUUUUGAUGACAUUAAAUCCCAAAGUUUGCGAAUUGAGCAACAAACGAUGAGCAACAAACGAUGA